Molecule: messenger RNA, 3056 nt
Organism: Orbicella faveolata
Lineage: Eukaryota; Metazoa; Cnidaria; Anthozoa; Scleractinia; Merulinidae
Product: organic cation transporter protein-like
Biological process (GO): transmembrane transport
Cellular component (GO): membrane
Molecular function (GO): transmembrane transporter activity
Source: RefSeq, a predicted model, not a curated record
UGUCAGGUUUGUUUUGGAAAGGACAGCAGAAGUUUUCUAGCCUUGAAAAGCUGUGCAUUAGUUGCUGGUCCUUGUUAAUUUAUUCCUUCAGGAGGGAUGGCUACUAAAAGUGUGAGGUCUGAAGGCGAGAAGCGAUCAUACGAGUUUGACGACAUUUUUGAACAUGUGUCAUCUUUUGGAAGAUACCAGAAAAUCUUGUACUUCUGUACUUGUUUGAUGGUUUUCCCUGUAGCAAAUCAGUUUUCCUUGCUAGUAUUUGGUUUUGGUACUCCUGGCUUCCACUGUGUCACGCCAAAUGUCACGUGUGAUCCAAAGAAAUGUUGUGACGGAUGUACGUCAUACGCGUUUGACGGACCAUUUCAUAGCACUGUGUCAGAGUGGAACCUAAUAUGUGACCGCGCAUUCCUGGGCGCUACUAUUCAGUCUUGUUUCUUCGCUGGAAUGUUGGUUGGUUCAAUUGUGACCGGGAUUUUGUCCGACGCCUGGGGCCGAAAGAAUUGCAUUUUUAUUUGCAACGCUGUCAUGGUUGUUACAGGAUUCAGUUCAGCGUUUGUUCAUUCCAUCCCUCUGUUUGCUGUUCUUCGGUUCAUGGUUGGUUUUGGGCUGACGGGAGUUAUGCUAUCCCAUUACAUUUACCUCUUGGAGUUGGUUGGACCGAAAACAAGAACAGCUGCUGGCAAUAUGAGUUAUUUUUACUACAAUGGUUUUCAGAUGUUGUUUGUCCUGAUCGCUUAUUUUGAACGUGAUUGGAGAAAUCUGCUAAUGAUUGUUACUCUGCCAGCAGUGUUGCUGUUUCCUUUUUGGAAAUGUAUUCCAGAAUCCCCUCGAUGGCUCAUUGCCCACGAUCGUCUGGACGAAGCUCAAUCUAUCAUCAAGCGUUUCGGAGUCAAAAAAGGCAAACCUGUAGACUCAGGGGAGUUAAGGGCGCUCUUGGAGAAUGUAAGAAGAGACCAGUUAGAACGACAACGAGAAGAAAAGAAAUACUCACCGAUGGACUUGUUUCGCACUCCAAAGCUGAGAAAAUGGACAGCAAUCAUCUGCUAUCAGUGGUUUGUCGUGGCACUCGUCAGUUUCGGGAUGUUUAUAUUCAUCUCUCAACUGGUUGGUAAUCUUUACGUUAAUUACACCGUAAUGGAGAUUAUUACAGUCCUCAGGAUACCAGUCACUUGGAUCCUGUACUUAAAAUUUGGCCGCCGUAUUUGCCAUAGCAUCAUCAUGAUCUUGGUUGGAGUCACGUUCUUACUGGUUUUACUGGUGCAUAAAGAAUCCCCUGUGGCGACCACAGUACUGUCUCUCUUUGGAUUCCUUCUGAUUGACUGCACUUGGACAAGUAUUUAUCUGAUGACUUCUGAACUUUUUCCGACCGUGCUGAGGAACACAGCUCAAGGAACAGGAUCUACAAGCGCUCGAGUUGGUGGAAUUUUAGCUCCAUAUGUCGCUUUGAUGGGGCAGUUACCAGGUCUCAGCAUUGCGUUUCCAGUGGCCAUUUUCGGCGUGGUUGCAACUCUUGCUGGGAUAUUGAUGUACUGGAUUCCAGAGACGCUCUUCUCAUCAAUGCAUCAAACCAUCGAGGAAACGGAAGCGGCCGAAGAUGAUUAUGGAAUACCUUGUUGUGGCAAAAAAAAACAGUCUCCCAGACCUAAAUCACGCCAAGUAAUAUGGCUUUAAAAUUAGGAUAGAAGUAACCGUCGCUGGUGCUGAAUGCAUUCCAAAGUCCCUUUACCUACCGUUUUUGAGUUAUUGUAAUUAAUCUAUCACGAGAACUUUUCUUUUCAUAGCGUCGGUAAUCCAAAACGCCCCAUUUAUGCUGACUUGUGAGCAGGCUCCACACAAAUCCAGGAAAUAGUAACACAUUAAAAGAGGCCUGGCCGUUAAAAAUUGUCCUUUUAAAAAUUUUGAUUUAAGAAGCGACGACGACGAAAUCGCUAAUUUUGAGACAGCGUCUCCCAAAACCAAAUAGACUCUUCAAAAUUUUUUUAUGAUUUCUGUGAUACUCUUAACAAUGGGCGAACACAAGUAACUUUCAUCUCGGCUUCUUUCAAAUGGCAGGUGAAUGACGGGAUUUUAGAGUUGUGAAAUGUUGAGAGGCGGGACAACCACUUAUUCUUUUUCUGGGUCUUUUCUACCUCAAGGAACCACAUCAGCUCCAAACAUUUAAUAUUAAUUGAUAUACUUAUUUGUCCUUCCUGCCCUUUCUGCCCCUCUGAGAUUCAAAAUAUACGUCAGUUGUUUAUUAGCUGCGCUCAAGCGUCUUCUUUUUGGGAUAAGUUCCAAAGUUGGUAUUCUACCGUAAGCGAAUGCGAGUUUACUUCUCUCCGAGCCAGAGGUGUUAUCUGGAAUUACUCGUCCCUGUGCGCACCGUUUGAACCUCAAAAACCUCAUAUGCCAAGCAAAUAUUUUUUUUAUAUAUCAACGCACUAAAUAGUACUAUGUGCGUUUUCAGCGACUUCAUCUCAUUAGUGCAGGAUAAAAUCGAGAUAGGAAAAUAUAUUGCUGCCACGUUGAAUGGUGAAAGGGAAUUUCGACAGAAGUGGAAAUCCUUUCUGCCCAGUUAAGGGACGUCUUUUAUUAAUUCGUUGCGAGUUUAUUUCUUUUUCUUCUGUAAGUAAUUACAUUGUAUUGUAAGUCCUCAAGUAACGUAAUUUGCAACCAAGUUAUGCCAUGUACUAUAAAUGAUGUUCGCAAAUAAGUAAUUAUUGCGUAUUGUAAGUUAGUAAGCAAGUAACGUAAUGCAAAGUAUUGUAAGUAGGUUUUUUCAUGUAUUGUAAGUAAUGUUUGUAAGUUAUUAAAAGCAUUAAUUAAAAUAAAAGGCACGCAAUGCAUGCAGAAGCGAUGACGUUUAAAAAUUGCUCCUAGAAGAUUGGAACAUGAGCAGACAAAGUGAUUAUUAAACUUUUGGGUUAGAAAUUCUAGGGGUUAACAUUUAGGGUAGUCAUUGGUGGUUCAUUCAAGUAAUUCAUGUACCAGGUCCAUCUUGCUAGUCCAUGUACUCGUACUAAGGGUCAGCGAAAUGUACAAACCCAAAUAAAAAGCACUUCGCUGAAAAGUUCCUCUCU